AUGUAUCAGGUCAACAGUUCGUCGAGGCUAUGGCGCUAUUCGAAGGACGUGGACAACAGCUGGUUCAAUAUGAGCACAUUGUGUAGCCAUAUUCGGCAACCCGAGUACGAGAUCCCCUGCAACAAAACAGCAUGGUGGGCAUUUGUCCCUGUCAUGCACCGCAGCAAGGCCCGCAACAUGUACGUCUCCUGCCCCAUGGCCAAGUUCUCCAUCGGGGACGUCCCCGUCUGUGACCCGGGCCAAAACUGUCCUCGCUGGUUCGGUAAUGUCGCCUACGGCGAGGAAAACGUCCAACAACUCGCCUUCGACCUCGCCAGCCGCGGCCCGCAUCAAUGCCGACAAACUACGCUCGCUACGCCAUGGCGAUAUCAGCCGGGCGGGAAGGCUUAUUUGGCUCCUGCGGCUAGCAUCAACAGCUCCAGAGAAGAAGCCGUUCCGGAUCCGAUCAAGGCCAACUUCUGUGUCGACGAUCUGACACCUCGCAUGAUUUAA
Molecule: messenger RNA, 492 nt
Organism: Recurvomyces mirabilis
Lineage: Eukaryota; Fungi; Ascomycota; Dothideomycetes; Mycosphaerellales; Teratosphaeriaceae
Exons: 2
Coding region: 1-492 (163 amino acids)
Source: RefSeq, a predicted model, not a curated record